Gymnogyps californianus (California condor) is the source of this 5432-nucleotide messenger RNA. RefSeq names its product SRC kinase signaling inhibitor 1 (gene SRCIN1). NCBI's taxonomy places the organism in Eukaryota, Metazoa, Chordata, Aves, Accipitriformes, Cathartidae. Gene Ontology annotation, biological process: regulation of dendritic spine morphogenesis. Gene Ontology annotation, cellular component: actin cytoskeleton; cytoplasm; postsynaptic density. The record is from RefSeq and is a predicted model, not a curated record.
AUGCUUCCUCGCUGGGCAAAGCAUCCCUUUGGCGCUUCCCCUAGAGCCGUGCCGAGGCUGCGGGAGCAGGAGAGACCUGCCGAGCCCGGGGACUACCGGCUGACUCCGUUGCUCGUGGAUCCCGAGAGGACGAGCACCCACAUGAUCUCGGCGGAUGAUGCCGAGUACCCACGGGAGUACCGGACCUUGGGCAACGGCACCCGGCGCUUCUCCAACGUAGGGCUGGUGCACACCUCGGAGCGCCGGCACACCGUCAUUGCCGCCCAGAGCCUGGAGGCCCUCACCGGCCUCCAGAAGUCGGAGAUGGAGCGCAAGCGGGACGCCUUCAUGGACCACCUGAAGAACAAGUACCCGCAGCACGCGCUGGCGCUCCGGGGGCAGCAGGAGCGCAUGCGGGACCAGCAACCCAACUACUGGAGCUUUAAGACGAGGAGCUCCCGACACUCCCAGGGCUCCCAGCCCGGCUUGGCCGAUCAAGCCAAACUCUCCUUCGCCUCAGCCGAAUCCCUGGAAACCAUGUCAGAAGCGGAGCUGCCCCUGGGGUUCAACAGGAUGAACCGGUUCCGGCAGAGCUUGCCCUUGUCCCGGUCCACCAGCCAGACGAAGCUGCGAUCGCCAGGGGUCCUUUUCCUGCAGUUUGGGGAUGAGACGAGGCGCGUCCACAUCACCCACGAGAUCAGCAGCAUGGACACCCUGCACGCCCUCAUUGUCCACAUGUUCCCCCAGAAGCUCACCAUGGGGAUGCUGAAGUCUCCCAACACUGCUAUCCUCAUCAAGGACGAGUCGCGCAAUGUCUUCUAUGAGCUGGAGGAUGUCCGGGAUAUCCAGGACAGAAGUAUCAUUAAAAUCUACCGGAAAGAGCCGCUCUAUGCCUCGUUCCCAGCCUCGCACAUCACCAACGGCGACCUGAGGAGGGAGAUGGUGUACACCUCCAGGGAGUCGUCUCCCACCCGCCGGCUGAACAACAUGUCCCCGGCUUCUCACCUCACCUCCGGCUCUCCUCCACCGGUGCUCCAGUCCUCCUCCCCGUCCCGUUCCCGCAUGUCCUACAGCGGGGGCCGCCCGCCCUCCUACGCCGGCAGCCCUGUCCAUCACAGCGAGCGUCUCUCCAACCUACCGCCCGCCCAGGGCGUCUCGCCCAGCCCCAGCGCCAUCCUGGAGCGCCGGGAUGUGAAGCCGGACGAGGACCUGGCCGGGAAGAACGUGGUGCUGGUGAAGAACGAGGGGCUGUACGCCGAUCCCUAUGGCAUGGUGCACGAGGGUCGGCUCAGCAUCACCUCCACCCAGUCCCUGGCUGGCAUGGGAGACCCUUUUGGCUUCGGGGGGCUGUACAAGCGGGGCUCCGUUCGCUCCCUCAGCACCUAUUCGGCGGCCGCCUUGCAGACGGAGCUGGAGGACAGCCUGUACAAGCCCAACGCGCCCAUUUACAGUGACACGUACGGACCCGGCUUGGGCUUCCGCAUGCCCCCCUCCUCCCCGCAGAAGAUGGCUGACGGCCGGCUGGUGGAUGUGCAGCCGGGGCAGAGCCCGCACAGCCCCUACUCGGGACCCCCAAGCCGCUCCUCACCCAUCCGUCAGUCCUUCCGCAAGGACUCCUGCUCCUCUGUCUUCAUGGAAAGCCCCGUCAACAAGCCACGCAACCCCAGCUCCUCUGGCCCUCCGGAGCUGUUUCCCGGCCCCGGCGAUCGUCCGCUCUCAGGCUUCGGCUCCCCUGGACCGGCCAAGGAUACGGAAACGAGGGAGCGGAUGGAAGCAAUGGAGAAGCAGAUCGCCAGCCUGACGGGGCUGGUACAAAGCGCGCUGCUCCGCGGCUCCGAGGCCGAGACCCCCAGCGAGAAGACAGAAGCCACCAACGGUGGGACCCCCCCAUCAGCGUCGACCAGCCGUAGCGGCAUGGGGACACCGGUGCCCGCACCCCCGCCGCCCUCCGCCACCAGCACGCCAGCGGGGCAGCCCACUGCCAUCACCCGCUUGCACAUGCAGCUGCACCUCCACGACCUGCAGCAGAACGCCAGCGACCUCCGCAACCAGCUGCAGCAGCUCAAGAAGCUGCAGCUGCAGAACCAGGAGACAGUGAAGACAAUGCUGCGGCGGACAGAGACGGAGAUCAGCGUGCGGGUGACGGACACCAUGCGCAAGCACGAGGACCCCCUGCAGCGCCAGCGCAGCUUGGUGGAAGAGGAGCGGCUCCGCUACCUCAACGAGGAGGAGCUGAUCACCCAGCAGCUCAAUGACCUGGAGAAGUCAGUGGAGAAGAUCCAGAAGGAUUUGGCCCACAACCACCGGCUCAUCCCUGUGCAGGAGCUGGAGGAGAAGGCGGUGGUGCUCAAGCAGCUGGGGGAGACGCUGACAGACCUGAAGGCCCAGUUCCCCAGCCUGCAGAGCAAGAUGCGGGUGGUGCUGCGGGUGGAGGUGGAAGCUGUCAAGUUCCUCAAGGAGGAGCCGAACCGCCUCGAUGGUCUGCUCAAGCGCUGCAAGACAGUGACGGACACCCUCGCCCAAAUCCGCAGGCAAGUGGACGAGGGCGUGUGGACCUCCUCCAGCAACCUCAGCCAGUCCCCCAAGAAGGUGGCCCCUGAGACAGACUUCAGCAAAGGGCUGGACCUGGAGAUGCCCACCAGCCCUCCAGUGAACCUCCAUCACCUGACGGCUGUCACCGAGACCCUGGGCGUGCCCAGCUUUGGGCAUAGCCCCCCCCAAACCCAAACCCACCCCUCCAAGAGCAAUAACCCUUCCCGAGCUCCGGAGAUGGUACCCGCCAAGACCCAGACAGGCCCGGAGACCCCCAGCAAGAAGAGUGCGGACAAAGCUGUAUCUGUGGAGGCUGCCGAGCGGGACUGGGAGGAGAAGCGGGCGGCGCUGACCCAGUACAGUGCCAAGGACAUCAACCGCCUCCUGGAGGAGACGCAAGCCGAGCUGAUGAAGGCCAUCCCCGACCUGGAGUUCGCUGCCAAGCACAAGCAAGCCACAGGCAGCGGCAGCGCCGCCUCCACGCCCGAGCACAAACCUUCCAAGCCGCAGCAUGCACCGAAGUCGGGGGGCAAGGGGGACCCCAACGGCCGCAGGGGUUCAGACGAACUGACGGUGCCGCGGUACCGGACCGAGAAACCCUCCAAAUCACCGCCACCUCCCCCUCCACGCCGGAGCUUUCCCUCGUCCCACGGGCUGACCACAACCCGCAGCGGCGAAGUCAUCGUCACCAGCAAGAAGGAGCCUGGUUUUAUGAAGAAGGCCGAGUCGGAGGAGCUGGAGACCCAGAAGCCCCAGGUGAAGCUGAGACGGGCGGUGUCAGAGGUGGUCAGGCCAGCGUCCACCCCUCCCAUCAUCGCCUCUGCCAUCAAAGACGACGACGAUGAGGACCGCAUCAUUGCGGAGCUGGAGGUGUUUCAGAGAAGCUCUGCCUCCCCUUUCCUUCCCAAGCUCCGUUACGAUCCGCUCGCGGCUGCCAUCUCCCCUGGGCACGCAGACAUGUGGCCCAACGGAGCCUCCGUUGCAGCCGAAGGAUGGAAGGAGCCGUUGGCCCUGGCAGCCCCGGGGAGCAGGGCUUUCUCCCUCCCGCAGAUUGUGCUCACCGAGUGGGUGUCUGAACCGCCAUCCCCCGAAGCCGAACCGGAGGUGUGGGUGGAAACGGGCUGCUCGGAGCACGGGGACCCGGCCGGCAGCGGAGGAGCAGGAGGGGAGCUUACACCAGAGGGGGGAAGGAAAUGCCAUGUGUCUCCUGGCAUCUCUGAAAAGUCUCCGUCCGCAGCUGGGUACCCUCCAGCCUCAGCCCCCCAGCCCCCGAGCAGCCCAUCUCAGGGCUGUGCCCAUGCGGCAGGAGAAACUUGGAGGUUCCCUCUAGCAGCCAGCAAGGUCCCGUCUCUCUCAAAGCAUAACAGCUGUCCCGCAAGGGGAGAAGGAGGGGACGCUGCUCUGAACGCUGCCGGCAGGCAAGAAGGCAGCAGCAAGACUUCUCACCGAGGUCCCUUGGCUGCACAGCCUCCUCGUCCCCGGGGGGAAGGCACGGGUCCUGGAGCUGGAGAGGCAGCGCUCCCCUCCAUCGGUGCAGGCAGCAGAGGGCCCGGUGCCGUCCCCCAGCUUCCCGGUGAUGGGGACCCCCAAGGAGGAGCCAGGCAGAGCGUGCGGAAGGCAUCGCUCCCUCCUGGAGACUCUGCUGGGGCUUGCAAACAAGCGCGGAGGGAGGACAGCUCGCCAGCCCCAGCCUGCCCAGUGCCAAAUACCAGUGCCUUCCCGGGCAGGGAUCCAGCCCCGCGGGGAAGCGGACAGUCCCAGGCUGAGCAUCCCCAGGAGCAGGUUGCUGCUUUCUCAAGGCGGCGCGGGGGACACCGGGGCGGGGGGAAGGUGGCGGAGGGGCUCUGCAAGGGACACUUGUCCCCUCACCGCUCCAUGACUCCACGCAGCAAGGAGAUUUAUGAAGGCACAUACCAGAGACUGGAUAGCCUGGAAGAAACUAUCCGUGAGCUGGAAAUAACGAUCAGUGAGAUCAGCAGCCAUCCCUCAGUUGAAUUUGUAUUCCCUAAAGAACUGCUAGGACAAGCGGGAUCCAAGGAUGCCAGCGAGGAGACCAAGAAAGGUCUGGGGGAUCUCAAACACAGUAGCUGUGACGAUGGGACUGCCCUGGACCUCAGUCAGGCCAAAGAUGAUGCUCCAUCUCCAAGCAAGACCAAGCCACCUCUGCUACCCAAGCCGCAGCUCCCCCUCGACACUCCGCAGAGCGGUGGCGUUUCCAUCCCAGCCAUGAAGGUGGUGAACCCGGCGUCCCGGCUGAAGCAGAGCCAGCAGGGCAGCCCCGACAAAAGCAAGCACAUAAAGCAGCGGAUGGAGUACAUGCGGAUCCAGGGCCAGCAGCAGGCCGCUAGACCAUCUAAAGAGGCUAGUGAGACUUCCCCCGCGGUCUCAGAAAAACCCGCAUCUGGCAGAACAUCCAUCCCCGUAUUGACUUCCUUUGGGGCAAGGAACUCCUCCAUCUCAUUCUGAGCAUCCUUGCCAGCUCCACCCAACCGCUCUCCUGCUCCUGGGGCCGGGCUUCUCUCUUCCUUGGGCUCCUCCUCCCUGGGACUUGUCUUCUUGAGGCACCUGGAGGGAUCGCCACCCGUCCCUCUCUUUCUGUUUUUUCAAUGUCUUGCUCCAAUGUGGCCGACCUCGUGUCUCGCCUCUGCUCCGCCACGGCCCGACUUGUGUCUCGCCUCUGCUCCGCCACGGCCUGACUUCUGUCUCCCAUCUCGCUCCGCAAUGGCCAACCAGCCACUUUCUGUUCUCUCUCUCUUUCUCCUCCCUUUUUCUUUACUUUUUCCUUUUCUUUUCGGUUCGUUUGGGUUGCUGUUGGUUUGGUUUUUCUCCCUCCCUCCCCUCUCCCACCCUGCCGUUUUCUGUUUAUUUAAGAGCUCUCAGAGCUUCACUCCACCCGUUUCACCAGCUUCAAGCAAGGAGGA